AUUUUUAUUAAAGAGCUGUUGGUGUUAUCUCGUUGAGAAUUUUGGAUUAAUAUUUUUUAUACGUAGUGGCAUAUAAAAUAUAAUAGAAAAUGUAAUCCGAGAAUUGGAAGUUGCAAUUAGAAUGUUAAUGCUAAAUCAUAGAAUGUAUACUUAAAUCAUACAGGUUAAGACCGCCUUCGCGCGAAAAAGUAACACAGGAAGUGUUACAUAAUGCGAUUCAUAUGCAUGAGUUUUAGGUGAAACCAGGUAAUUUCAUGACCAUGCUUUAGCAUCGUGCGUACGUUACUUACUAAUGUCGGUUAUUACGGUAUAUUUUGUUUUCAUUGUACCCACUUCCCUGUGGCUAUAUAGCAGAGCUUAUGAUUAGGAACUGUAUUUGGGAAAGGCGAGUGUGAGUAAGAGAGAGAGAGAUCGAGGCCAUAACACGGUACAUUGUACCAGAAAGGUGGUGGUAUACAAUCUUCUAUCUGGAUGGAUAUUGUAAUCGGUGCUGGCCAAAAUAACCGGUGUUGUUUGGAUAUAGUAUGGAAGGUUUGGCGGUUAAAGUUCUAAAGAUAAAAGUGUGAUAAACGAAGGGGAAGUUGCGCGGGAUUCGCCGUGCGGUGGUGGGAAAAUGUCGCAACAGCGCCGUAGUCGUCGCCGCCGUUGUUGGGGGAGGCGGGGCCGGUCCUGGUCUGUGGAGGGCAGGCGGCGACGUUGCCGUUCGCCUACUCUUUGGCUCCCAUGCGUUGUGUGCGAGGUAUUCUAACCGGUCUGGCACCGACCGGGUUCACCACAUAGAGAGUGCUGCUAGUAGGCAGAUAUGGCAUCUCAUUGGUAUUGCGCCAUUAAAUAUUUGUGUCGCGGAUUGUUUGUUGCGCUCCUCGCAGCUAGCUAUCACUUGCCGGAUACAUGAUGCUGUCGCAAGAGGAGGCCGUAUCCGUUCAAAUGUGAUUUGAAAUGAAACGUUUGCGUGACGAGACAGUAAAGGAAGGAAGCGGACCUCCAAGUAGCCUGUAUCGUUCAUCAUUGCCAAAUACGACGGGGUCAUCGGGGCUCUCGUUCACGAGUGCAGGGACAGUGAAGGUAGUGGCGGAGGGAAUGCAGUCGGGCAUCUAUUCAUCAACACCGACCGUUAAUUACGGGGCGAUGCCAGCCGUCGCGGCGCCCCACGCGGGCAAACCCCAGGCUAUGCAGCCCUUGGCGAUGGGCGGCCACUCGCAGGUCAGGUCUAAGGGCGCUUCGCCUCCCACUGCCCCACCGCAGGGCCCUCAGCAACAGCAGUCUCCCGGCAACAGUUUUCAACGUCUCAAAGUCGAAGACGCGUUAUCUUAUUUAGACAUGGUGAAAUUUAAAUUCAACGACAAGCCCCAAGUGUACAAUGACUUUCUGGACAUUAUGAAAGAGUUUAAAAGCCAAUCGAUUGACACGCCCGGCGUGAUCCAAAGGGUGUCCAACCUGUUCAAAGGUUACCCGGAGCUGAUUGUUGGUUUCAAUACCUUCUUACCCCCGGGCUACAAGAUCGAAGUGCAGAGGAACGAGCGUGGAUAUGACUAUCAGGUGUCUGUGAGUGUUCCCAGUCCAACUGGUACUUUGAUGUCAGAUCCCCAGCACCAAAAGCCGUCCAUGAUACUGAGCGGUUCUGGAACGAUAAUACAUAGUAGUAACAUGAGUAGCAGCAUCAGCAGUAUGAGCCAAUCUCCCAUUACUCCCACUCAGCAACCCCAGCAACAACAGCAACAACCACCACCUCAGCCACCACCGCAGCAGCAGCAGCCGCAACAACAACAGCCCCUUAUAAUAUCGUCCCACGUUACCACCACGGUGCCGCCCCAAGCACCUACUAACACUCCCGUUAUGCAUUCGUCCUCCGGAUACAAUGCUACCUCAAACAUUCACAACAAUUCGACAGCAGCCCACAACGCACUAACACUUUCUGCCGCCCAAGCUGCCGUCACACAAGCCCUUCAAGGCGGUCACGUGGAGACCCCGCAAAAUCAGCCGGUCGAGUUCAACCAUGCCAUAAACUACGUCAACAAAAUAAAGAACCGCUUCCAAUCACAGCCAGAAAAGUACAAGCGGUUUCUGGAGAUUCUUCACACGUACCAAAAGGAACAGCGAACCCUAAAGGAAACAUCCCAGAGCUCAAGCGGAGGAGGCAAACAUCUCACCGAGCAAGAAGUUUAUAGCCAAGUGGCGAAGUUAUUUGAGAAUCAGAGUGACCUUUUGGCCGAGUUUGGGCAAUUUUUGCCGGACGCGACUAGUCACAUUACACCAGCGCCGCUUUCUGAUCAUAUGCCAAGCUCCAAUGUUAAAAAGACUCUGCAAACAAGUAAAUCGUACAGAGAUCACAUUCCGGAGAGGCAUCUGUCCCAUAAGCCUGGUCAUAUGUCUGUGCAGGUAAAAAGAUCGCCGCCUUACCCGAGCACCAUAAGGGAGGCCCCGCCUCCAAAGAAGCAUAAAAUGUCUUCGUGCCGGGACGUCACAUUAGCAGAAGCAGGAAAAUAUGGUACAUUGAAUGAAUAUGCUUUCUUCGACAAGGUGAGGAAGGCGCUUCGAUCUCAAGACGUUUACAACAAUUUUUUAAGGCUGCUAACUUUAUUCAAUAACGAGAUCGUAUCUAAAAGCGAACUGGUGCAAUUAGUAAUGCCCUUUUUGAGUAAGUUCCCGGAAUUAAUGCGUUGGUUUCGUGAAUUUGUCGGUCAGCAUGACGUUGAGCCCGUAUCUUUUAACAGCAACGCAAGACCUGACCGGCCUCUGGGCGCGGAACAUGUCCAUGACGUUGAUUACUCGACGGCUGAACGUUUUGGCGCCAGCUACUGUGUAAUUCCUCCAUCGCAAAAGGGUCUUACGUUUUCUGGAUGGACGGAUUUGUGCCAUGAUGUUCUUAACAAUGAGUUGGUCUCGUUUCCGACAUGGUCGGAGGAUAGUUCGUUCGUUGGUUCACGAAAGAAUCAAUACGAAGAAUACAUGUACAGGUGCGAAGACGAGCGAUUUGAAUUAGACGUGGUUAUCGAAACAAAUGCGUCGACCAUCCGAGUUUUGGAAGGCGUUGCUAAAAAGCUGAACAGAAUGAAUGCUGAGGACGUGGCCAAAUAUCGCCUGGAUGAUUGUCUUGGCGGGUCUUCGCCGAUUCUCCACCAGAAAGCUCUCCGGCGAAUCUAUGGAGAGAAAGCUCAAGAUAUCAUAGAUGGUUUAAAAAGAAAUCCAGCAGUUGCCGUACCAGUGGUGCUGCGACGGCUCAAAGCCAAGGAAGAAGAGUGGCGAGAAGCGCAGAAGGGUUUCAAUAAGAUCUGGCGAGAGCAAAAUGAAAAGCACUAUUUGAAAAGUCUUGAUUAUCAGGGCAUUAAUUUUAAACAAAAUGACACAAAGGCUUUUCGCUCAAAGAGCCUCUUUCAAGAAAUAGAAACGAUUUUUGAAGAAAGAAAUGAACAAAAUGAUGAAGGUCAAAUCGAUCCCAUAGUUGGCCCGCAUUUAGUGUGUGUCUACCGUGAUCGCUCCAUUCUUGAUGAUGCUGCCAAUCUUCUCAUCCAUCAUGUUAAGAGGCAGACAGGAGUUCAAAAGGGCGAAAAACGUAGGAUUAAGCAUAUUCUGCGACAAUUCGUACCCGACCUCUUUUUCUAUCCGCGUCAGCAACUUAGCGACGACGAAAGAGAAGAUGAUGAUGACAAGGAAGAAGGAAACGAAAGUCCCAAUUCGAGUUCGUCUAGCAAAGAAGAAGUGAAGAAGAAAGGAAAUUCAAGUCCUGGUAAAUCACCUGUCCGAGCUAGCGGCGGUGAUACUUCGGACACUGUUGAUAUUAAACCCGAGGAGCUGAUCGAUAUCAAGGAAGAGGACAUUAAAGUUCCACUGCACGCCCAAACAACUGACCCCGAUGAAUCUUAUACAGUCUUCAUGGCGAGCAAUAGUUGGUAUCUGUUUCUUCGACUACAUGCGAUUCUGUGCGAACGUUUGGCAAAAAUCUACGACCGAGCGGUGAAGUUAGCCGAAGAGGAGCGGAAGCAAAAGACCAGCAGGAGAGAGAGUACAGCAGUUGCCCUUCGCCUGAAGCCAAAACCUCAAAUAGAAGUCGAGUCAUACUACCCAGCAUUUUUAGAUAUGGUUAAAAAUUUGCUCGACGGCAACAUGGAAUCCAACUCCUACGAAGACACCUUACGGGAGAUGUUCGGAAUUCAUGCCUACAUCGCUUUCACAUUGGACAAGGUUGUGUCGAAUGGUGUGCGGCAGCUGCAGCAUUGCGUGUCGGAGAGGAUAGCCAUCACGUGUAUGGAGGUCUUCCAGAAGGAACAAAAGCGGGGCUCAUGCGGAGGAGCGUGUGCGACGGCACACCGACGAUUGCAUCAGGAACUCAUGUAUCAACACACAAUAGAGAGGGCAGUUCAAGAUGAGAACUGCUUCAAAUUGUAUAUUUAUAAGCGUGACGGUCGAAUGACAAUCGAAAUGAUCGACACCGACACUGAGGAGCUCAAGAAAUUCGAGGAGACUAAGAAAUGGAGCACCUAUAAAGAAAACUACGCGGACUGUACGAACGUAGAGUCAAAGCCAUCUUUGCCUUUGUACCUCAGCAGGAACAUGAGAAAAUAUAAUAAGAAGAACAGUGGCAAACGGCGAAACAGUGUCGCGUGUAACGAUAAAAACGGUUCAGGUAGUGUUGGUGGAAGUGGUGUUGGUGAGGACGACAAUAACGGCGGGGAUAAGAGGCUGAACUCUCUCGAGGAAGAGCUAGAGCGUAAACUCAAUCAGAGGGCGCCUCCGGAGCGCGACCAAACCGAACACCGCGACUACGAUGUAUCCGACGAGACCCAGUGCAGAUUUAAUGCUGCCGAUUCCAAAAUUGUAUAUGUAGCUAAUAAAGACAGUUUUCUGUAUAAACGAAGUGCCUUGACCAGAGCCAAACAAAGUCAUCCCUCGGUAACGAAAUUUAAAGCGAACCGUUUUCGCAGUUGGUGUAAAAAGUGGGUGUCAGUUAACGUGAGUGAAUCGCAGAGCAAACAGUGCACGGAUUGGCUGAUGGGGCGUGGUGAAGAUGUAGUGCAAAAUAGGACACGUGUCUUAACGAAUAACGACCUGAACAGAACGCCCUACGCCGUUUACAACCGAUACAAAGUUGACCGGUUGGAGAGUUUGGACUCGUGAAAAUCCAACCUCAACUAAUUAUUUUGUUGUUUCACCUUCUAUACUAUUUUUUUUAUUAUUAUUUUUUGUUUAAAGUUGUAAACAUCUUUCUUUUUUUGUUUGCGGGAUACGUUCAGUUCCUUGGCGAUUUUUCUUUGUUUCUAAGUUGAAAGCCCAAAUUUCUUGAGAUCUCUCUCACUCGCCCCCUCUCCCUCAGUCUCUGUUUACCGUAUUAACUAUAGCUGCUAUAUCCGUGCAGUAUGUGUUUCAAACAAGUUUUCUGUGUUAACUAAGCCCCUCUACGGCUUCUUUAUACAAAAAGGUUUGCAUAUGUACAUGUUCUGGUGUUUAAAUCUCAUUUUUCAUUGCAGCAAUUCACAACUAUCUUUCGUUUGCACAAAUCUCUAUAAGUUCUUCUAUUUGUUAUUUAUUUGAUACAUAUAUAAUUUUCGUUUUUUUAUAUACAUAUAUAUAAUGAAGUGAUAUCAACUUAACUGUAAGAACCAAUCCAAUAGGUGUACUUGUUUUUUUUAAUGUUGUGAAAUUGAAGAUUCCACGCCCUUCGACGUCGAUGUUGACUGCAGCAAAUUAAAGUUUUUCAUUUUCUUGUUAAGCAUUUUGUCGUACUUGAAAUUUUGGAUUAGUUGUGUUUUCCCACCUUUACUUUUUAUUUAUUUAUAGUACAAAAAGGUUAUUUUUGAACGAAAAGAGAAAUGAAAUUGCCAAAAAAAUUACUAGUUAAGUAAACUUAAUGUUGACAUAUCCCAGAAAAAAAUAUGAAGAAGAGAAGCUCCUCGCCACUAUUAUUAAUUUCUUAUUUUAGUUUUGUUCUUAUUUAUUAGUUUAUUUUCUUUUUCCUUGCUGUCUCCUUUGUUCUCUCUUAUUAUAUUCGUUGUCAUUUACAAAUUGUGCUUCCAAAAACAUGAACUUCUAAAACUUGUGUGUAAAUAUUACAAUAAUGAAACAUUGCAAUAUAUUUUAUACCUCAAGGCACUUAUCGUAACUAAGUACAAAGAAUGAUAUACAUAUAAUUAUA
This is a messenger RNA of Nicrophorus vespilloides, 6130 nucleotides long. RefSeq names its product paired amphipathic helix protein Sin3b (gene Sin3A). Gene Ontology annotation, molecular function: transcription corepressor activity. The transcript has 8 exons. Lineage: Eukaryota; Metazoa; Arthropoda; Insecta; Coleoptera; Silphidae. Gene Ontology annotation, biological process: negative regulation of transcription by RNA polymerase II. The record is from RefSeq and is a predicted model, not a curated record. Gene Ontology annotation, cellular component: chromatin. Bases 940 to 5115 code for a protein of 1391 amino acids.